This is a messenger RNA of Odobenus rosmarus divergens (Pacific walrus), 1347 nucleotides long. It is a transcript of the gene ANKRD40, whose product is annotated as ankyrin repeat domain 40. NCBI's taxonomy places the organism in Eukaryota, Metazoa, Chordata, Mammalia, Carnivora, Odobenidae. The record is from RefSeq and is a predicted model, not a curated record. The transcript has 5 exons. Gene Ontology annotation, molecular function: protein binding. The coding region runs from base 40 to 1134 and encodes 364 amino acids.
GCGGGGCAGGCCGGGCGGGGGCCUGGGCCCGAGGGGAAGAUGAGCGCUCUCCUAGAGCAGAAGGAGCAGCAGGAGAGGCUGCGGGAGGCCGCGGCCUUGGGGGACAUUCGGGAGGUGCAGAAACUGGUGGAGAGCGGGGUGGAUGUGAACUCCCAAAAUGAGGUCAACGGCUGGACCUGUUUACACUGGGCAUGUAAGCGCAAUCAUGGUCAGGUGGUCUCUUACUUAUUACAAUCAGGAGCUGACAAAGAAAUUCUUACGACAAAAGGAGAAAUGCCAGUGCAAUUGACAUCAAGGAGAGAAAUCAGGAAGAUCAUGGGAGUGGAAGAAGAUGAUGGUGCCGACAGCCUCCCCCAGCUGAAGAAGGAGUCAGAACUGCCCUUUGUUCCGAACUAUUUGGCCAACCCAGCCUUCCCUUUCAUCUACACCCCUGCGGCAGAGGAUCCAGGCCAGCUACAGAACGGGGGCCCCUCCACACCUCCGGCAUCGCCCCCUGCGGAUGGCUCUCCUCCCUUGCUCCCCACGGGGGAGCCUCCCCUGGCCGGGGCCUUUCCACGGGACCACACCUCUUUGGCACUGGUUCAGAACCGGGACGUGUCUGCCCCCUCUGCCAUUCUCCGAACACCAGAAAGCACAAAACCGGGUCCUGUCUGUCAGCCGCCAGUGAGUCAGAGCCGCUCACUGCUCUCUUCUGUCCCAGCCAAGCCACCAGUGUCUCUGGAGCCUCAAAAUGGGACAUAUGCAGGACCAACGCCAGCAUUCCAGCCGUUCUUCUUCACGGGGGCAUUUCCAUUUAAUAUGCAAGAGCUGGUACUCAAGGUGAGGAUUCAGAACCCAUCUCUUCGAGAAAAUGAUUUCAUCGAAAUUGAACUGGACCGACAGGAGCUCACCUAUCAAGAAUUGCUCAGAGUGAGUUGCUGUGAGCUGGGUGUGGAUCCAGAUCAAGUGGAAAAGAUCAGAAAGUUACCCAAUACUCUGGUGAGAAAGGACAAAGACGUUGCUCGACUCCAAGACUUCCAGGAGCUGGAACUGGUUCUAAUGAUAAGUGAGAACAAUUUUCUGUUCAGAAAUGCUGCAUCCACACUGACUGAAAGACCUUGCUACAACAGGAGAGCUUCCAAACUGACUUACUAAUGCAGCAGGGACUUUUAUUGCUGAGUGUUGUGACAGUGCGCAUCCCCUCUGGGCCAAGGACAAGCCAUGGAUUGAAAUGCCUUGGGCGCCACCGUGUAGUAUACACUAACAUCGUUCUGCCAAGGUAGGAAGCCCCUGACCCCGCCCCCCCCCCAGCAGCGGUGCCACUCUUCCAAGCCUCUUGGUGCACAAUAAACCUAUUGCUUGAAGCUG